AUGAGUAGACGUCCUAGGGGCAGCAGGGCAAAUGAAAACUUUGUUAACCUUCAAAGGGAUAUAAGGCUACCGGGAACACCACGUCCAAUUAAGCCCGUAGAGGACAACAUUGAUCGAACCCCUGAAUAUAAAGCUUUUAUGAAAAGUCUUGAAGAAUUUCAUAGGGCUCACGGCACUCCGCUGCAAAAAGAACCAGUUCUUGGUUCCAAAAAAUUGGAUUUAUACAAAAUAUAUAAUAUGGUGAUUUCUCACGGUGGUUGUGAAAAAAUUUGUCUAGAAAAAAGCUGGAAAAAAAUUUGCGAACCGUUCAAUUUUCCAUCAACUUGCACAAAUAGUGCUUAUGUAAUGAAAAAUGUAUAUAUAAGAUUUUUAGAAGCAUAUGAAAUGGAGAAACAUUGGGGCAAAACUGUACCAUACGGAGGUCUUCCGCCCAGACCACCAAUAUCUCCUUCUCAAAUUUCACAAUCUCAUGAUCAUCAAUAUACAACGCCACACCAAGAACUGUCAACACCUCCACUUCAAAGAAGGAUUCUGGCGCAAGAAAAUUUGCCAGGGUUCCUUCUUGGUGGAGGACAUCACAAUCGUAUACUUCUUGCCUUAAAAUCUAACCUUCCAAAUGAAGUGGAUUGGGCAUUCGAAAUUUUAGUACAACUUUCGGCGGACGAAAUAAUCAAUUUUUAUGUUGAUAAAAUUCCUGGUCUAGUGGAUACUAUUCUUUUAUUCGUGUCACCAUUUUAUAAAGACUUACGAAAGCUUACGGGACAUGAUUCUGUUUGCAUGUCCGCUAUGGAUUAUUGUAAAGAUGCAGAUAAUCUUGAGGCAACUAUCAACGAAUUUUUGAGUUCGUCGACAAAAGUUGAACAAUUAAAAAGGAUAAUGCAAAUAUUUUUAAUGUUCCGAAAUCUUUCUUUCACGGAACAUAACGUAAAGUUUAUGGCUGGGUAUAAGCCAUUACGUAGAUUUUUAAUAGAAAGUUUAGUGUUACCUGAGGUUGCGCGAUUAUCAGAAUUAAAACAUCAUUGUCUAGAGACGGUUACUAAUAUGUGUAGAGUUAUAACUUUGAGGAGUAGCAAAGAUGAACUUCUUUCAACCUUGCCCAAGUUGCUCUAUUCCAAAGAUAGUGCACUCGUUUUGCUUAGUAUUCGUGCAAUGGCUAGUUUAGCAGCAAACGAGCACAACGCCGAUUUUUUGCGAGAAAUAGAUCCUACUAUUGUUCAACGUUUAGUGCAAUUGUUGCUCAUUGAGGAUGAUGAAGAAUUAAUACUUGCGGUGUUAGAUUGGUUUUAUCAAUAUUCUACAUAUGAAGACUCUGCAUAUACUAUAGCUCAAAACGCUCCAGGAAAUUUCGUGCGUCUUUUAAUUAAUUUUUUACGCUAUGGAGCAAAUGAAGAAGAUUAUAUGUAUGAUCAAAGAACAUCAAUGGAAUCACAGCCCUUUCAAAUUCAUGGUGAAUUCGAGGAUUAUCCUGAGCCUUAUCGUACUUUAGAAUGGCUAAAAAGGUUUUAUGAAGAAUCGCAAUUUGAUGGUGUGCUACAAACGGAAAUUUGGUAUGCGUAUCGUGAUCAAUUUAUGAAUUCACCGAUGCCAAUGAUGCCAGCUGCGGAGGUUAUUAAGCAUGUUAAUCAGGCGUUUCCGGAAUCAAACGCCGCGCAAGCCGUUGCAAGAAGAGUCAACAAUGAAUCAUGCCGUUGGACUGGUUGCAUGAGUCUUCCCUUUGCUGUAGAGAAUGAUUUAUAUAAUCAUGUUUUUAAUGACCAUAUUAACUUAGAACAAGAGAGAUUCGAAUGUCACUGGAUGGGAUGUCGUCGGUUUCCCUGUGGUGUCGAUAGUCGAACAUCUGUCAUUGCUCACAUUAAAACGCACUUUCCAGUUCUUCCUGACUUUGAUGGUGACAACAGAAAACAUAGAGGAAAAUCGUCCAAGUUCAAAGUUUUGAAUAAAUAUGGCAAAAAUAACGGUAUUAUCAACCAUAGGACUCACGUCUCAGUAGAUGUGAAUGGAGAUGCUAUCGGGAUUCCUUUAACGGCUUCCCUAAUACUUAGAAACCUUUCUAUAUCGAGGAAAAAUCUACAAUAUUUUGAAGCGUAUGAACAAGAGUUGACCGAAUUAUUGGCUAAUUGUGUUGGAUUAUCUAAACAUUUGGCCGAAACAUUGAGCAAUCUGAAGUCCGUGUAA
Messenger RNA from Dentiscutata erythropus, 2175 nucleotides. The record is from the annotation of a GenBank genome assembly. Lineage: Eukaryota; Fungi; Glomeromycota; Glomeromycetes; Diversisporales; Gigasporaceae.